Molecule: messenger RNA, 372 nt
Organism: Anastrepha ludens (Mexican fruit fly)
Lineage: Eukaryota; Metazoa; Arthropoda; Insecta; Diptera; Tephritidae
Product: PI-actitoxin-Afv2b-like
Exons: 2
Coding region: 64-327 (87 amino acids)
Molecular function (GO): serine-type endopeptidase inhibitor activity
Source: RefSeq, a predicted model, not a curated record
UCAGUUGAACAGAAACUUUCGAAGUGUACAAAGUGGAUAUUACAUUACUAAACAAAAGCCAAUAUGAAUACGAAAGGCGCUUUACUAUUUGCGCUCAGUGUUUGUUCAAUUUAUUGCUGUAUCCAUGCUAAACGACCAGCUCAUUGCUCGCAGCCACAUCCGCAAGGAUACGGUCCAUGUGAUAUGAUCAUCAAUGGCUUCUACUACAAUGCUGAACGAAAUGAGUGCGAGCAAUGGACGGAGGACGGCUGCGGAGUUAAAGGCGGGCAUUCAUAUCAUUUUAAAGAAGAUUGUGUGAAAGAUUGUAUUGAAUCGAAUUUGAAGUAAUUAAACCAAUACGCCCCUUUUAAUACCUAAAUAUUUACAUCUGAA